Messenger RNA from Condylura cristata (star-nosed mole), 390 nucleotides. RefSeq names its product probable cystatin-16. Gene Ontology annotation, molecular function: cysteine-type endopeptidase inhibitor activity. The transcript has 3 exons. NCBI's taxonomy places the organism in Eukaryota, Metazoa, Chordata, Mammalia, Eulipotyphla, Talpidae. Bases 1 to 390 code for a protein of 129 amino acids. The record is from RefSeq and is a predicted model, not a curated record.
AUGUUCCUGAAGGUGCCGCUGCUCCUGGGGCUCAUUUUGGUGGGCACUCAUAUCUGGACGAUUCAAAAAGAAUUUGAAGACAUUAGUAAGAAUGAGGAUUAUUUUGUGGGUUCGGUGGAGUUUGCUGUGGCUCAGUUCAAUGAUAACAGUGGGGAAGAGGAUGCAUACAAGUUGCUGGAAGUCAGGCGAGCCCAGCAGAAGAGGUGGACCAUGAUAUUUUUAAUGGAUCUGGCGAUGGGCCGCACAAUCUGUAAAACACGUGAAGAUAUUGAUGAAUGCCCCUUGCAAGAAGCACCGGGAGACAAAAAGGUGCUCUGUACUUUUAUUGUGGAUGCCCGGCCUUGGUUUUCCCAGUUCAUCCUCUUGAACAGCACCUGCCUGCAAAUAUGA